Molecule: messenger RNA, 2288 nt
Organism: Dentiscutata erythropus
Lineage: Eukaryota; Fungi; Glomeromycota; Glomeromycetes; Diversisporales; Gigasporaceae
Source: the annotation of a GenBank genome assembly
CACCUUUAUAUUUUAUUAUAAUGAAUCUUGAUCUUUUUGCUACUCGGUAUAAACGUCCUAGAGAUGAUCAGCGAAUAAAGAUUGUUAUAUUUCUUAAAGAUGUUAUGUCUACAGUUCAUAUCGUAAAUGAUCUAGACAGAGAUGCGACAUUGGGAGAUGCACGUAAAUAUUUGGCUAAGAUUGAAAAUGAUUUAAAUACUUUUAUAGGUUGGAAAAAUACUUUUUUUCGUAAUGCUUCUAGGAAAAUUCCUCAUAGCGAUGAAGAUAAUUAUAAUGUUGAAGGUAUUUUAAUUUUGGAAGAAGAUUUUUACUCCCUACAUAUAGAAAUAGAUGAAACAAUCCCUUGUGUCCCAGAGCUUGUGCGAAAUCUUAAUAUGGACAGAGGAUAUAAUAAACAUGACGAAAAUUCCAUAAUCCCAGCAAAUACAUCAGCAUUUUCUAUAAAAGACUUACAUAUGAAGGAUAUUAUAAUUGAAAAUAAACUUGAAAUUACAGUUAAACAAUCAAACAGAAAAAUCGAGCAAUUCUGGAUAGAAAGUUUUGAAAAUAAUUGUACAAAACAAAGCGAUAAAAUAGCAGAAAAUUGUAGUGAUGAAAUAGUAUUAAACAAGUACACUACUAAAACAUGCCACAAAGGUACAAUAUUGUUAUCCUGUAAAGAUUUAGAGGCUACAGAAGAAUAUAUUAACGCUAUUAAUAAUGCAUUGGAUGGGAAUCAUAACGAUACUCAAAAAAAAGAUAAUUUAAAAAAUAUUGGUAAUGAUUAUGGAUUUUUUGGGUGGCAUGAAAUUAAACUUGGUGGCAAGUUUUUAGAGAUGACAAAUGAACAUAAGAUCAUUGGUGGCAUCGGUGACAGAUAUGAUGGAAAUACGCCUGAAUGGAUAGAAUCAUUAGAAUCCUAUAAAACGUGGGAAAUAAUUGAAUAUAAAGAUAAAUUUUCGCUUUAUGAAUUACUACCAGAAGAAAUGCAAUUAGAGAUAAAACGGCUUAAUGGCAUGAAAUUUCCUAUUACUUUACCUGUUCCUAUGCCACCAGAAAUUCCAACAUUAAAAGACAAUAAAAUAUUCGCUUCAAUUCUAAAUAAAGAUAUUAAGAAACCUUUUAAAGAUGUAUUUGGAAUCCGCAUUGAUUACCAAACUGAUAACAUUAUUGGAUAUGAUAAAGAUCUUCCAACUCAACCAAUUUCAAAUAAUUCGGGUUUAGAAGGAGUUUGGACUAAGGAUAGUGAAAAUAUGAAAAUUGAAGGACCAAUUAUACAAAAACAUUGUUUGAUUGGUACUUGCGUUUUACAUCUUGACAAAAAUCCUAACUAUGAUUUUGCACAAUCAAAAUCGAUAAUUAGCUAUUAUUCUUGCCAAUCUCCAGAUAAGGAAUUAAUAAAUAUAUUUUGUAACCAAAAUAGCCUUUAUGACAGUUAUGACGAAGAAAGUCAAUUAAAAUUUGAGGUUAAUUGUGCAAUUUUUAAUGGAAAUGAUAUUGGUAGGUUACCUCCUAAGAUCGUUAGGGGGCCAACAAAACAAUCUUGGAAAGAACCGAGGGAUUUAAUGAAAAAUGAAAGAAAUCUUUUUAUUGGUAAUAAAUGGGAUUUAUCCGAUAGUAAUCUUAUUUUUGCAAGUUUAGUGUAUUUAGAUUCUUUAGGUGAUCAUUUUUUCUUAAAUAACAGUCCAGAAUAUCCGAUCAUACAAUCACCGAUUGAUUCCGAUAAUGAAAUUCCUAAUUGUUCACAGAAAUGUAUUGAAUAUGAUGUGAAGAAAGCUAAUAAAACAUUUACACAAGAAACAUCUCAAUCUGAAAAAGAGAAUAUUGAGAUAACUCAAUUAACAGAAGCAUUUGGAAAUCUUAAGCUAUAUUGUAUAAUGGAUUGUUCAUCAAAUGAAUUAGAAGAAGUUAAAAAAAUAAUAUAUAAGCUUACCAAAAUAGUGAAUGAUAUAACAAAGACAAAAGACAAAGAUGGGUUGAGUAAAGGAAGAGAAAUAGAACAUCCAAUUAAAAAAACUGAUAUACGGUUUUUUGAAUUUGUAAAAAAUCAAAAACAUCAAGUUAUAAAAAAGGUUGUAAAAGAAAAAGAUUCAAUUAUCAAAAAUUGUUUAAGAAUUGAAAUUAAAUUAGUUCAAGAAUUAUUUAAUAGUUCAAAUAGUAAUAAGAAUAAUGAUGAAUUAAGUAAUGAGAAGGAUGUAUAUUUAGUGAGAAAGGUAGAUAAAGAUAAAAUUGAGAAAUUAGAUGUAAGUAAUAUGCUGAAAGGAGCUAUUAAUAAGGAUAAAGUUGGAAUCAAAGAAACUUAUCUAUAA